AUGGAUGGAGAAGCCGAAACCUUUACAUCCAAAUUGCUUGGUGCCAAUUCAAGGCUCUACUCGGCAUCAAAUUACUUGAAGAUCAGAUCCUCUUCUUCUGAAGGAUACGAUAUAAUACAAUACAAAUCCCACCUCAUCUUAGCCUGUACUAACCCACACAAUGCUGAUCUCACAUCACACACUCUCACCCUCGCCACUCUACAUCAGAUAACCCAUGCCAUGCCUCGGACAAUGGUCGCAAAGCAAGGGUUUUGGACUGUCACCAAGACUUGUGUUCUCAAAGUGAACAUUCACUGUGAUGGGUGUAAGCAGAAAGUGAAGAAACUCCUUCAGAGAAUUGAAGGUGUUUACCAAGUUCAAAUAGAUGCUGAACAGCAGAAAGUAACGGUUUCAGGUAGUGUGGAUUCUGCAACCUUGAUCAAGAAGCUGGUCAGAGCGGGUAAAUAUGCCGAGCUCUGGUGUCAGAAAAAUCAGAACCAAAAGCAGAAGAGCAACAAUGCGAAGGAUGACAAGAACAAAGGACAAAAGCAAGCACUUGUCAAGGGACUUGAGGCCUUCAAAAACCAGCAGAAGUUUCCUGCAUUUAGUUCUGAGGAGGAUGAAUACUACUCAGAAUAUGAAGACGACGACGAUGAGGAAGAUGAAGAAAUGCGCUUUCUCAGGGAGAAAGCCAAUCAACUGCAGAUGCUCAAGCAGCAAGCGGCUAAUGCAAAUAAUGUGAGGAAAAGUAUGGGAACCAUUGGAGCAGGUGCCAACACUGGGAAGAUGAACAAUGGUGGUGGCAAUGCCAAUGGUGGCAAGAAAGGAGGCCCAAAUCAGAAUUUGGGAAUGAAGGAGAAUCCUACUAGGGGGCUUGAUCAGAAAACAAUGGCAGCCCUUAAAUUGAACGGUGGCCACCUGGGUGGCGAAGGCCUCAACCUCAACCUCGGUGAAGCCAAAAGGGCCAAUGACAUUGGUGCCAUGAUGAAUUUAGCUGGUUUUAAUGGAAAUGGUGCUAAUGUUGGUAGUGCCACUGUUCUAGGGGCUAAUAAUACUAAUGGCAUGGGAGGUUUUCCUGUUCAGUCCAAUAAUAUGAUUCCAGGGUCCUCUGCAGCUUUUUCAAAUGGUGGUAUUGCUGCAGGUCAAUAUCCAUCUUCUCUGCUAAUGAACAUGAAUGGCUUCAAUAACCAUCCGUCCCCAUCUCCAUUGGUGAUGAACAUGAACAUGCAGGCUAGACAAGCCAUGCAGCAACAGCCCCAGAUGAUGUAUCACAGGUCUCCCUUUAUUCCCCCUAACACUGGCUAUUACUACAACCAUAGUAAUAGCUACAGCCCUGCACAAUACUCCUAUUCCUAUGGCUUGCCUAGUUACCCUGGGGGCGAUGAUCACUCUGCAGCUCACAUGUUCAGUGAUGACAAUACCAGUAGCAGUUGUUCUAUAAUGUAA
Molecule: messenger RNA, 1425 nt
Organism: Sphenostylis stenocarpa
Lineage: Eukaryota; Viridiplantae; Streptophyta; Magnoliopsida; Fabales; Fabaceae
Source: the annotation of a GenBank genome assembly